This is a messenger RNA of Lytechinus variegatus (green sea urchin), 3583 nucleotides long. RefSeq names its product probable RNA polymerase II nuclear localization protein SLC7A6OS. The record is from RefSeq and is a predicted model, not a curated record. Lineage: Eukaryota; Metazoa; Echinodermata; Echinoidea; Temnopleuroida; Toxopneustidae. Bases 1 to 975 code for a protein of 324 amino acids. The transcript is spliced from 5 exons. Gene Ontology annotation, biological process: developmental process.
AUGGGAAGUAGAUGGAGAGAGGGGAAAGGAGAGAGAGAGGAAGAAGAGGAGAGAGGGGAGAAAAGGAGGGAGGGACAUACUCAUUGGAUUAUUGUUUUAUUAUAUUUCCACUUUAUACAGGACCAACCCAUUUCACAGAGGAUACAAGCAGCGCUCAGUACAGUCCAUCUCUACGCCAACCUAGAACCCCCGAAACCCCAGGCCAAGCCCAAACCCACAUCAACCUCCACAUCAUCGUCGUCGUCAUCGUCCUCAUCCAAGAAAUCAAAGAAGAGCAAAUCAAAGUCGAAGUCAAAAUCCAAACAGGACACUAAAAGCAAAAGUCGAGCGUCCCAGCUCGCUUCUCAGCAAGAGGGAAGAUUCCAGAUUGUAUCAACGUACAGGGGAGUCAAUCUGAAAGAACUCGAUGGGCAAAGUGCCCCCUCUAGUGUCAGUAAUGGUGUCAGUCGGAAUAAAGGAGGAGCCAAGGACGAGCUUUUCAGUCUAUUUGAUGCUGUCAUAGAUGAAGAGACUUCAAGUAGUUACCAGAGGCAAUCCUCCAAAACAGACUCCAUCACAUGUAACUCGGUGCAGAUGAUUCGAGAGAAGCUGGUCAUCGACGCUGGUUCCGCCAGCGAGUACGUCUACGAUCUCUACUAUACGGAUGAUAAUCAGCUUGACUUUGGCCAGACUGUUGUCACCGGUGUCCAGCUGGAGGAUGAGGAGCUAGUACAUGAUUUCUUUGAUGAAGGAUCCCAUGAGACGUAUGAUGAUGAGGACGAUAGCAAUGAUGAAAACAAUUGGAGGAAUGAUUACCCAGAUGAGGAUCCUGAUAAACGACAUGAAGAUUUGUUUGACGAGUACAAAGAUGAGUAUCGAUACGGCGACGUCUCUAGCGACGAUGAUAUCCUCAACGACUACAGCGACUACAGGAAACGACCUGCCAAGAACCUGGACUACUUUGGAGGCAGGGAUCCACUAGAUGAUCUAAUGUGAUUGGCUAGUUACAAGCCAAUCACAGGUUCUGUUUGACUGUUUGUCCUUGUUUUUUCCUUCAGUUAUUUUUUUUUCACUUCUGUGGGUGUUUCCGGCAGCUUUUCUUGACCUAUCAUGUAUGAUGUACAUGGGAGGAUUUGUGUAUUACUACAGUACACACAUGUGUAAAAUCAGUUUGUGUACAAGAUAUGCCAUUCAUUCACAUUUUAGGUGUUGAAGAAAAUUGUUUUGGUGAUGGAAGAAAGUGAUUGUGAUCAAUUGCAAAUUUCUGUUGCAAGUUUACAAUUGAAAGAUCAAUUUUAGCUGAAGCAGAUCAGUGUGCACUCCUUUUUGCAGGAAGCAAAUCAACAAUCCAUUGUGAAUUUGAAAUUAAUUGCAAGACAUACGAUUGAUUUGGGCACCCCAAGUAAAUUUGCAAUUGGUUGUAAGAUUCUUGCAUUGCUCCAUCAUAAGUCUGUAUUUAAAAACACUAGAAUAGAUUUUUAAUUUCUCAGACUUAAUGUUUAAAUCUUUAAAAACAUUCCUUCUGCAUGAAAUUACUUGUUAUCAACUUCAAAGAACUUCUGCUGAUAUCAAAACUUAAGUAACUUUCAUUUAAACAAAGCGCUCAGCAGAUUGAGUUGCGUAGAAAUUGAGUAGCUUUCAGAGAAAGAUUAAGGAUAUACCUAAUCAUGUCGAGACGAAAUUCAGUUUUGAUCGAUUACAUUUGCCAUUAACUCGGGGCUUGUUAAUGGGAAAUAAGUGACUGACUGAAUAAAUAAGUAAGUGAAGAAAGAAAGGACUCAUGUGGAUGUGUUUGUGCCAUAGAGGAGAGAUUGAAAGAGGCCAAGAAAGGAACGGGGUCAUUUUGAAAGAACAGUAGAAAUGGAAAUUUUACAUUAGAGAGCAACGUAGGCUUUUAUCUGAUUGAUUACUAUGUAAGAAAUCUCUUUCUCCCAUAAUGCAAUGCCCUUGGUCUGUGCAUUUUUCAAAUCAUGGUUGUGCUGCAAUUGAAAACCUUGUCUGUUACUUCUUUAUCGUAGUUAAUCUAAGAGAGUGUCCAGAGAAUUUUAUGACAGAAUUUGGGUUAAAAGGUGCAAUUCGUAGGAGAAAAGGUGUUAUUUUUGUAUCGUUAUACAGUGACUUAUUUGUAAAAUUUUGUAUUUGUGAUAAAGCCUGUACCCUUUUUUUCUCUCUCUCUCUCUCUCUCUCUCAUCUUUUGAAUGUUGUGAUUGCAUCUUAAGGCAGCCAUUUUGCAAAUGUUCUCAAUUAAUAAUUUUUCAAAAUAUGUGUGUGCAUAUGUACAUUGCUCUGUAUAUUUUCAAAAAAAAUAACUAAACUUUUUUUCUAUACUUGCUUUAUUUUUUAAUUGAAUGAUUUUCCAUUUAAGUGGAAACUGUUAUCGCAUAUUAUUAUGUGACAAGAUAUAAAGUAUGAAAUCACUAGUUCUAUAUCUGUAGGGGACCGAGUAUUGCAUAGAAAUGAAUCUGUACUAGUAGUUUAAUUCACAAUUAGAAAUAGAUUACACCCUUCCACUAAAGUCGGACCCCACUCAAACUUCUUUGAGUGCUGUGCUAGCACUCAUUUUUGCAUAUUGAGAAAACAAUGUUUUUGAGAGAGAAAUACUGUAUAGAGUACAAGCAGAUCCCAAAUAAAUUGCAAUCUAGCAUGUAUUUUGAGCCAGCUAAAAACUUGCAGUGGUAACAGUAAACACACAGGCAAAUCUCACGUCGACCGUGCAUUCUUAGGGUAACAUACCUUGUAGUUAAAUUAAUGAGUCCUUUUCUUCUAAGCAUAGGUCGCUUUGCCAAACCAUCAGUACUAAAACAACAAAAGGGAAAUAAAUUCCCACGCACUGAGUAUAAAAAAGUGAAUAUUGUUGAAGUGUAUGUGUUCCUUUGCCAGAUUUAUAUUAGAAUUUUAUUUUAAUUUGAAUUCUGCCCAUUUGGUUUUGAAAUCAAUUAUCAAAUAGUUGAACAAUAAGUACAUGGCUAUUUCAAACUUACCAGUAGACAAGAUCUGCCUGCAUUUGUCAGGAUUGAAAAUCAGUGUAGUCGAGUUUGAAAUCAUUUUUUUAGAAACAGAUUUGUUUUUACUUGCCUGAUUUGUAAUUAAAUAUUUAGCCAGACAAUAAUUAAACAAGAUUUAGUUCCCAACUACAGCACUAAAUAUUCCAUUGUCAUAUCAUCAUUUGUAAUGUUUGUACUACUGGGUCUUGCCCUAUGAAAAUAAAAUAAAGUACUUCAAAAGUACUUUUUACCUGCAUGAGGUAUGCCUUUAUGGAGGAAAUUGUACAUAUCCAGCUUCUGGAGAUUAGUUUUGUAUUCAAUAUGAUAUUGUGAACUUGUAGCAUAGUCAAGAAGAAAGGCAUGUAUUCUUCGGGGUGUUUGAUGAUGCAUCUAUCUGAACAAACAUUUCUACUCUUAGUUUUUACUGGGAGUUUUUCUAUAGGCUUUUACCUUCAUAUGAUGAUAUAAGAUGGAAAGGAGAAAACUUUUUCUUUACAAAUAAUGUGCAUCCGAAAAAUUCCAUAAAGUUGUCUAUUAGUGGUCUUUCCUAAUUAUGACUUUCAGUCAAUUUUAUGGUAUAUUGUGAUCAUUUAGUGUAUGAUCUCUGUUUCAGCAAGGGC